Messenger RNA from Aspergillus welwitschiae, 1269 nucleotides. RefSeq names its product protein kinase-like protein. The record is from RefSeq and is a predicted model, not a curated record. Gene Ontology annotation, molecular function: protein kinase activity; ATP binding. Bases 1 to 1269 code for a protein of 422 amino acids. The transcript has 4 exons. Lineage: Eukaryota; Fungi; Ascomycota; Eurotiomycetes; Eurotiales; Aspergillaceae. Gene Ontology annotation, biological process: protein phosphorylation.
AUGUCACAAGCUGGUAUCUCUCGUUUACCUUAUUUUUCACUGAGAACAGUGACUUCACAAGGGCUUCCUCUACGGCAGUUUCCUACUUCAGGCUACGUAACCUUAGAUCCCGCCGAUAAGAUUGAGGAAGAGACUUUACCACUCUAUAAACCGGAGAACUACUAUCCGGUUUCUAUUGGCGAAGUCUUCGGUUCCAGAUACCAAGUGGUCUCAAAGCUGGGAUAUGGCACUUCCUCUACUAUCUGGCUUUCCCGAGAUCUUCAAGAGGGGGGCUACUAUACCCUGAAGCUAUGUGCAAAGGGACAAAGCUCCGAUCGAGAGAUUACUGUUUCUGAGCAUUUGAAGCAAUCUGUCAAUGAGAUUCGAAAAAGGAUGCUUCGCAUAGUCCUGGACUCCUUUGAUGUCGUUGGACCACAAGGGAGCGUGUUUAUCUGCUUGAUAUACCAGCCUCUUGGAAUGAGUUUCACUGAGUUUCAAAACUUGCUCCCCACAGGGAAGUUCCCCAAGGAACUCAUUCAAAGAAGCAUCCAGCUUGUUCUGAUAGCAUUAUCUUCUAUGCAUGAAAGCAAUGUCGUCCAUACUGGUAUGGCUAUAAAGCUGGGUGAAAAGAGUAAUGGAUGGAAUCAGUGUAAGCUGAUGAUCAUAGAUCUUUCACCGAACAACAUACUCCAAGGAGUGCAAGAUAUCUCCAUCUUGUCCAGAAUGGAGGAAGAUGAAAUAGAACGACCAAUUGCCAGAAAGGUCCUCAGCAACCGCAAUAUUUACUACUCCCGUCCAAUGCCUUUGUGUACAGGUUUGCCAGUUGUCUGUGAUCUGGGCGAAGCUAGAAUUGGCAAAGAAAGGUAUAAUGAUGAUAUCAUGCCAGGAAUUUACCGUGCACCAGAAGUCAUCUUAGGUAUGGAAUGGGAUUACAAGGUUGACAUCUGGUCAAUUGGGAAUGUGGUCUGGGAUCUUGCAGAGGGCCACCACCUUUUUUUUGCUAAAAGGAAUGGUAAGCUCAGUGAUGAGCAGCAUCUGGCUGAGAUGAUAUCACUUAUGGGCCCUCCGCCUUUAAAGUUCUUGAGGAGGAGUAAUUGGACAGGCUCUAUACGCAUACCAGAGCAGUCUCUUGGGCUCAGGGAACUUCAGCUCUCCGGCGAGGACAAAGUCCCUUUCCUAAAAUUCUUACGCAGGAUAUUUCGAUGGCUUCCGGAAGAACGACCAACAGCAGAAGAACUCGCGUAUGAUGAUUUUCUGAUGCAGCCAUUUAUGGAAACAAGAGAUCAAUAA